CCUUGCACCUGGGCGCUAGUAACACCUCUUGCUGUUGAUACAAAGUGGAGAUUUCUCGCCGGCACUGACUCGGUCAGAUCGGUUGAGGUACCCUUUCGCUCUUGAGUCUUGGAAACCUUGUCUCUGGUUGCCGCCAUGCCCACUUUGCGCGAGCGACCCAGCAGAGGCGAGAUCUCGCCGGUCAAACGACGAAGCUCGAAUUCUCAGUUUUCUCCUUCGACGGCCAAGUCAACUCCCAGGUCGCAUCGCACCAGAAUGUCGAGCGACGCGAUCGAGGUGCGCGAAUCCAUCGAGGCCAAGGGUGACGUUGAUGAGGAUGUUGAGAUGGAGGACGCCGAUGACGCGACGCGACGCGACGGCGAGGAGGACGGCGCUGAUGGUGACGGCGAUGGUGACGGGGACGGCGACCGCGACGCCGAUGGGGACGUCGAUGCCGAAGGCGAGUCGGACGACGAUGCAGAGCGCACGCGAACGGACCCAGGAUUGCUGCACCUCAUCAGGGAAACCUCCGAGUACCUCUGUCAAUACACCAUCAAGGUUGACGGGGAGGACCACCAGAUCGCUGCGGGAUUCCAGCGCCUGGUAAACAAGCGCAGCCUCCCUGAUUAUUUCGAGGUCAUCAAGGAGCCCAUGGCAUUCAGCACUAUUCGAGCUAAGCUUCUCAGGAAAACAUACCGAAACUUCAAUGAGUUUGUGUGCGACGUCACACGGAUAUGCCACAAUGCCCAGGUGUACAACAGGCCAUCUGCGCCAAUCUUCUCCGAUGCUGGCCGUCUGAUGGAAGUGUUCAAGGCGAAGCUGGAUGAGCUCGUUAAGUUCGGGGACAUCCCUGCCGUUGACGCCGAAAUUCCGGACUAUGGGCCUUUGCCCGAGUUCGAGGACUCGCCACCCCCCGAAGAGGGGGAGGAGGAAGGAGACGAUGAUGACGAGGACGAGGACGAAGAAGAAGACGAUGAUGAUUCAGACGAUGAAGGUGUGCGUCGCCGCGCAGGGAGGCGCGGCCGUCAAGCUGGGGGCAGGCGCGGCGGCGAUGACGGCGAUGACGGCCACAAAAAGCGUGGCAGACCGCCCAAGGUACUUACACCGUUAGAGGCUCGUAUCCAGGCACUCUUGAAGGGGCUGCGCAGGUUCAAAAACGAGAAAGGGCAAGCGCGCAUCCUGCACUUUGAGAAGCUCCCCGACAAAGCAGAGGUGCCUGAUUACUAUACUGCAGUGCGCAAUCCCAUCGCCCUCGAUACCAUCAAGAAGAAGCACAAGCGCAAAAAGUACCAUACACUAGAUCAAGUUCUUCAGGACCUGGACACCAUGUUUGAAAAUGCCAAGCAGUACAAUGAGGAGGGCAGCGAGGUAUAUCAGGAUGCAAUCGAGUUGCAAAAGCAGGCUCGGAUCCUCGCCGAGCAGGAGAAGGCAAAGCCCGACGAGGAUUUCCGGGAUGAGGAUGGAAAGCUGCCGCUGGCAAGCAUUGAGCAUCGAGGGGAAACUUGGAAAGUUGGCGACUGGGUUCAUAUCCGCAACCCGAAUGACCUGUCGAAGCCGAUCGUCGCCCAGAUCUACAGGACGUGGUCAGACAAGUCGGGCCAGAAAUGGGUGAAUGCGUGUUGGUACUACCGCCCUGAGCAGACAGUGCAUCGCUUCGACAAGCACUUCUAUGAAAACGAGGUGGUCAAGACGGGCCAGUACCGCGAUCACCGCAUCGAGGACGUCGAGGAUCGCUGCUUUGUCAUGUUCAUCACACGGUACCCGAGGGGCCGACCGCGAGGUCUGCCGCCCAAUGCUUCGGUGUACGUGUGCGAGGCACGGUAUAACGAAGACAGGUUCCGCUUCAACAAGAUCAAGACUUGGACGAGCUGCCUGCCGGAUGAGGUUCGCGACAAGGAUUACGAGAUGGAUCUAUUUGAUGCACCUCGAAUUCUCAAGAAGGUGCCGAGCCCGAUCAAGCAUCUGCUGCAAGCAGACGCUAAAGAGUCGGACGACCUUCCAAAGCCGACUUGGAGAAGCCCUAACGCGCCACCCCUGAUCGGAGCGGUCCAUCGCCGCCCGAGAGAGCCAAAUGAAUCACCUCCGCCAGAAGUCAAUCCGCUACCAACGGCUGUCGCGCCUGCGCCGCUCGCAAUCGGACCUUCCCGAGUUCCCAUCAAAACCGACGUUGGUGUCGCGGGAACUCCUACCUUUCAUCAUCCGCAUCCCACCGCGGUCGCCCCGGUACCUACUCCAUCGCCACAUUACCAGAUGCAGCACUUUGCGCCACGGCAGGCUCCACCGCCUGCUCCUCACCAGACACCAGUCCAUCUCCAACCCCAGCCGCAACAGAUGGCUAUGCACGUGCCGCAUCCUGGGAUGCCGCAAAUGCAGCCAAGCCCUCACUACCCGCCACAUGGGUAUCCGCCGCAAUAUGGAGCGCAACCCCAGGUUCCACAGCCGAUUCACUAUCAUACACCAAACCAUAUCGCGCCGGCUCCGAAUCACCUCACCCCAGCCUUUGAUCGGAACCAUCGCCCGGUGCAUCCCGCCCCAGCCAUGACGCCUUCGGCUCGCCAACCCAUGGCGCCCGCACCCAACAUCGCCACCAUUCCGCAUGCAAAUGCCCACACCGCCAACAUCUACAACGUCCCGCGCGCACCCGAGGUGUACACCCUCGCGGAGAAUCUGGACGCGGCUAUCCCGGCAGAGGUGCGCGAGCAGUUCCAGCGUGACGAGAACGGGCGUGUCCUGUUCUUCACGGCGCCGCCGCUGAACCGGGCGAACAACGGGGUCGCCGAACAGUACGCCGGGCUGGGCCACAGCGUCAGCCAUCUAGCCAGCAUCAAGCAGCUGCGCGAAGAGCGCGCGAGGAAGCGCAAGGAGCGGGAUGAGGCCCUGGCUCGCGAGCAGGAAUCGAUCAAGAAGCAGUCGGCAGCAACGGCCGAGGCUGACGCAACACGGCAAGCCGAAUCCGAGCUGAAGAAGCAGACCGAGCUGGUCGAGAGAGUCCUCCUGAACUGGUCAGCCGACCUGAUACGGGGCACGGAACAGCUCGAGGAGAGCGUUGGCCCCGAGUGGAAGGAGAUGAUGCGGCAGAGCCGUGAGGAAAACGCCGGCAAGACGGAGGCCGAGCUGCGCGAAAAGAAUCUGCGCUGGUUCUAUGAGGAUGCUCUACGGCGGGGCGACAUAACUGUGGAGCAGAAGAAGGAAUUGGAGGACUGCUUCGUCCAUCGGAAGCAUUUGACGAGUUGAGGGCUCAUGUUGUUUUGCUCUACACAAUGUAUACAUAGCCGCGCAUCGAGUAAGGGUUGGUGUGGAGGGCUCGCUUGCACCGGACAGGUCUCUGGAGUUGGGGUUCGGGUUGGGAGAUCGGAAGAUAAUGAGGAGACAAGGGGUACCUCUAUGUGCGGUAUUACGGGUAUAGGCGCCGCUCUGAAAUGGGAUAUGAGCCGGUAUUGGCUUUGGGACUGAAUAUUCAGGGUUGCUCAAGCUUCGAUGAAAACCCGUCUGCUGGCUUUUCAAUGGAUGCAAUGGAUGAUUCAGGCUCUGACUCCCGACUGGUGAGAUACUAACACCAUGACAAGUACCUAGGAGUAUCCUAGCCUCCUGGAGCUGAUAUCACCAGCCAGUUUGAUACUGGCUGAUACAAUGCAGCUGUAUCCGGUCUCC
Molecule: messenger RNA, 3630 nt
Organism: Canariomyces notabilis
Lineage: Eukaryota; Fungi; Ascomycota; Sordariomycetes; Sordariales; Chaetomiaceae
Exons: 5
Coding region: 256-3213 (985 amino acids)
Biological process (GO): transcription elongation by RNA polymerase II; chromatin remodeling
Cellular component (GO): RSC-type complex
Molecular function (GO): chromatin binding; protein binding
Source: RefSeq, a predicted model, not a curated record